Molecule: messenger RNA, 1032 nt
Organism: Danio rerio (zebrafish)
Lineage: Eukaryota; Metazoa; Chordata; Actinopteri; Cypriniformes; Danionidae
Gene: romo1
Product: reactive oxygen species modulator 1
Cellular component (GO): mitochondrial inner membrane
Source: RefSeq, marked validated
AGGGCGCUGCAGCGCUUCAUAAGCUUGAAUUCUCCGCUUGUACUUUGGCACUUCCUCUCAAGUAAUGGCGUCCGUGUGAAACAGUCCUAUCGCAAACAUUGAGCUAGGUUGUCACAAAAACUAACCAACAGGGCCACUAAAAUAGCGAUUUGAACAAGAUGCCGGUGAGUGUAGGAUCGUACGGACAGCAGGCUCAGCCCAGCUGCUUUGACAGAGUCAAGAUGGGCUUCAUGAUGGGCUUUGCUGUAGGAAUGGCUGCAGGUGCCAUGUUUGGGACUUUCUCCUGUCUCAGGAUUGGCAUGCGGGGUCGAGAGUUGAUGGGCGGAGUUGGGAAGACGAUGAUGCAAAGCGGUGGUACGUUUGGGACCUUCAUGGCGAUUGGGAUGGGAAUCCGCUGCUGAGAUCACACUAAUGCCACUCAAGUAAUAGGACUUUGAAGCAUUUUCCAUUCACCCGUUUGUUAUCACACCCAGAUUCAAGGACAUCGGUGUUAAUAAAGAGUAAUAGAAAUGUUUUUUUUUCUGUAAAUCUCUAAGGCUCAAAUGUAAGACCUGAUUGUUGAUCGAUAAUGACAGCCCUACUUUUUAUUGGAGUUCACCAGAACAGGUUAAAGUCAACUUAAAUGACCUUUCUGCAGUUUACGGAGGGCUUACAAUGAAGAAGGGCUAUUUAUUUUGAAAAACAACGUUGUUUGAAACACAUUUUAAGUUUAAGCAUGACAAUAAGAAAUAGCACACACUUACCUUGAGGUGCUGCUACAUUAGUAUCAUCUAAGGGGUUGACAAUUCCAGGAUAGUCUUUGCCAAAUGAAAGAUGUUUGAUGAAAUGUGUCAUGUUGAUCUGUGGUCAAACAAAACAAAAUCAUUAAAUUUUGGUCUAAUAUUCUGAGCAAACACAAGAGCAAUCUUAUUGAAGAAGAGAACUGAACAACUCACAUUGUCUAGGCCAAAGCUUUGCAGAUCAUGAACUGAAAAUAAAGCAAAUUGAAAAAUAUGAAUAAGUGUUUGCAAUGAUGACAAACAUAUCAAUGCA